Molecule: messenger RNA, 1416 nt
Organism: Colletotrichum paranaense
Lineage: Eukaryota; Fungi; Ascomycota; Sordariomycetes; Glomerellales; Glomerellaceae
Product: acyl CoA binding protein
Exons: 3
Coding region: 1-1416 (471 amino acids)
Molecular function (GO): fatty-acyl-CoA binding
Source: RefSeq, a predicted model, not a curated record
AUGGAGCGGCCGACCUCGGCUUCCGGCAUGCCAGCCGACGAGCUUCAACGCGAGAAAGACAAGUGGGAUGCAUGGAACCUCCAGAAAGGUCUGAGCCGGACGGAGGCGAAGAGGAGAUAUAUCGAGGCAUUGAUCGAGACGAUGCACAAAUAUGCGACAACACCCCCACUGACUCGUCACCACAGAGACGCAAAAGAACUAGUCUCGGAACUCGAGUUCGUAUGGAAUCAGAUCAAGAACAAUAGCCCCAGCUCGACCGACUCCUCACCGAAAGGCACAGGUUACACCGGUGAAUUACGACAGUUCCAGCCACCCCUGACCGGAUCCGAAGGCCCCCUGAAGGUUCUCAGCCCCAUGAGCGAGGACGAUGCGGCAGAAAGGAACUCAGAUGGAAGGAUAGGUUAUGACGACGAUGACGAAGGGGACGCGCUCGUGCCUAGCAGUAACUGGUCCCGCAGCGUGGAGCGCGCACUCGAGAAGCUGUCCGCCGAGGUCGCGGCAUUACGAGAGCAAAUAACAACAGGCAGAGAGUGGAAGUCCAAAAAGUCACGAAGCUUCCCAGCCUGGCUACGAUGGUUUACAUGGGUUAUCAUGAAACAUCUAGCCAUCGAUAUGGUGCUGCUAGCCUUCAUCCUACUGUGGAUGCGCAAGCGGAAGGACCGGCGACUGGAAGACUUGGUCCGGGCAGGGGUGAAAUUGAUGCGGGAGUCGCGACACUGCGAUUUCUACCUGAGAUGCGGUCAAGAAUCAGACUGGCACUCGGAUUUCGAUAAUAGCGACGGACUCGUGGGCAAGAUGCAAGCCAUAAGUGAUCAGUCGACGAGACUUGAAAAGGCAGGGGCCUCUGCUGAUUAUACCAUGGAGGAGGAGGAGGAUAUCCCACAAGCCGUGCCGGCUCUGGCGAUGUUCGUUCCUUUAGAAGAGAGCCUCUUCGAUCCCUACGACGCUCCGCGUACCGAGAUUGAGCGCAUCAAGCUCUGCCAAGAGAAUCUCGAAAAACACACAGCCGCCGUCGAGCAGAACCUUGUCUUUGUUUAUGAGAGAGAGCACAAGCGAAUCUUACAGGUUGCGAAACAAGAAGAGGCGGAAAAGGGCUUCAUUGAGACGCCCGCGGGCCUCAUGCAAGGCGAGGAAGCUCUCAUCAUGGAGUCAGUCCACGCCCCGAUACCGCCCGGCGCCGAUUAUAACGACCGGCACUUGUCCACGUACAAGCCUCCCGAGACUCCGCAAGUGAUGCCUCCCAGGCCAUCAGCACUUCAAUGGUCUCUUUACAAUGCUGGCCAAGCCGUGGGUCAGUUGCACGGAUACCACAACCACGCCCAAGAGCUCAAAGAGCCCUAUCAAGAGAUGUUGAACGCUGCACCCAAGGCAUUGUCUGCCGACCAAGGGCAGGGGGGUGAACCUGCUCGGAGCUAG